This is a messenger RNA of Pleuronectes platessa (European plaice), 3391 nucleotides long. It is a transcript of the gene ccnl1a, whose product is annotated as cyclin L1a. Gene Ontology annotation, biological process: regulation of transcription by RNA polymerase II. Gene Ontology annotation, molecular function: cyclin-dependent protein serine/threonine kinase regulator activity. Gene Ontology annotation, cellular component: nucleus. Bases 92 to 835 code for a protein of 247 amino acids. The transcript has 6 exons. The record is from RefSeq and is a predicted model, not a curated record. NCBI's taxonomy places the organism in Eukaryota, Metazoa, Chordata, Actinopteri, Pleuronectiformes, Pleuronectidae.
GGGUGACGUCACGUGCUUUGUCAGUCGCUCUGCUCCACCGUCCUUCCGUCGAGGCAACAGGCUGAGCGCUGCUGUGUUUUCUUGGGUGAAGAUGGCUGCUGGUCCCCUCUCGGUAUCUUCCAACGCGUCCACUAACAACGAUGGCAUCCUCAUCGGUGACAAAGUGUACUCCGAGGUUUACCUCGCCAUCGACAACUCGCUCAUACCGGAGGAGAGACUCUCCCCGACGCCGUCGAUGCUCGACGGCCUUGACUUGAACACCGAGACCGACCUUCGCAUCCUCGGCUGCGAGGUGAUCCAGUCCGCGGGCAUUCUUCUCCGCUUACCCCAGGUGGCGAUGGCGACGGGUCAGGUUCUGUUCCAUCGGUUCUUCUACUCCAAGUCCUUCGUCAAGCACAGCUUCGAGAUUGUUGCCAUGGCCUGUAUCAACUUGGCCUCCAAAAUAGAAGAAGCGCCGCGACGAAUACGAGAUGUCAUCAACGUUUUCCACCACCUGAGGCAGAUUCGAUCCAAAAAGAUGCCAAGUUCACUGAUACUUGAUCAGAACUACAUAAAUACCAAAAACCAAGUCAUCAAGGCGGAGCGGCGGAUCCUGAAGGAGCUGGGCUUCUGUGUGCAUGUCAAGCAUCCACACAAGAUUAUCGUCAUGUACCUUCAAGUCCUGGAAUGUGAGAAGAACCAGACGCUAGUCCAGACGGCCUGGGUAGUCCAUGCUGGUAAGUCACAUAAAGAACCUCUGAACUCUGCCUCCUCCAACCACAUGACCUCAGGAAGCUCCCCCUAUUGGCUGGUUGUCCCUCUCCAGACAGCCAAUCCCAAUGCCAAGAUUCACUGAAGGGGCGGGCGGGCCUUUCCCAAGAGCCAACAUCAUCUUGUUUUCUCUUGGGUGUCCAGAAGGAUUUGUAUUGUUUGGUCUUGUUACAGAGGUUUCAACUGUAAUGCCUAUUUUUGCCAAGUAGCAAUUCUGAGUUUUUCUAGUUUACUUGCAUCUAACAAUGAAGUAAACCUAGCCAGAACAGAAUAACUUUUUUUGACCAGCUUACCUGCCUAUUUUUUUAUAAUAACAGUAGAGUACUGUGUCCUAUUCCCAAGUGACGUGGUUUUCAGACAUGUGUCUGUCUUUCAGGCUGAUCCAGUUCUCAGGAUUUGCCUCCAGGGACCUGUCUCGCCCAAGCAGCAGUCAGACUCCAACGGCCACAUAUUAUCUGUAGUAGCUGGAGCUCAGAAUGACUUACUAAAGUGCAGGUCUGACUGUUAGUUGAAGGCAGGUUCGACUGGAAGUAACCCCCAGAGGCAGUUUUUUUUUAACCUGUGACACACUUCCUGUUGAGCCGUUCUUUGAAUGGUUGGAAAUUGUAACACAGUGUAGGGAUGUCAGGAUUGGCCGGUUUUACAAUAACCACGGUUUCAUAACGUCAGAGUUUAAUAACCGUGAGUAUUAUAAAACCUAUGAUGUCUAGGUGUCCUGCCUCUCGCGAGUCACGUUGUUUGUGCAUGCGGUGCGCUUGUUUGUGUGAGCCAAAUAACUGAAACAUAAGUUGAAAAGAGGGAACUGAUGUAACAGCCUUAUUUCUACAAAACUCCAUCGAAGGCAGUCACAGCGAGAGGAGAAAUCCUUGUUGACUUUCAGUGUCUGACCAGCGCCUGCCCCGCACUUAAGACUCUUCCAUUAACCAUUAUGAAUGCAGCAGAGAGUUUAAUAAACAUAUACUGGGGGUAAUAGUAUAGGACACAAAGAAUGUGUGCUUGAACCUUUACAGUAAAAGUACCAAACAGAAACGCUGCUUAAGACUGAAAACACAUUCGCCUACAAAUCUUCCAAAAUAUGGCAACUAAAUAAAAUAGCUUGCAUAGAUUAUUUGUAAAUAGACAAAAGUUGAUUAAGAAAAAGUUACUGGAUAUAGUGGACAAUAAUGAUGAUAGUUAAGUUCAUAAUCCUUAUUAUUAUAUAUAUAUUGGUUCUCUUUUCUUCCCUAGUAAUGAAAACACUGAUAUUUCCUCUUACAAUAAUCAUUGCACCAAAAUUUCAUCUCAUGACCUAACAGUUCAUGUAGAUGGUAAAGUGUCACCUGAAGAACGCACGUUGCACUGCUUUGUGAUACGUUUUAGUUCUUUGCUUUGCCUCGUUUUUCCCUUCGAUAAUCUGAGUGGGAACAGUGUUGAGGUAGUUUUGGUCAUGUUUCUGUCGUCAUGCAUACUUUUGUCUUUUUGACUUCUAUGUUUCUGAAAGACAUAGAUGCUCAUUUCACCCUGUACCUGCCUGAUUCACAUUCCGGCCAUUGUAUCUUCUCUAAUGCUCUCCCAAUGGCUAAUGUCAUUUAUCCAUUGUCAUAGACAACCUACUGUAACACACAAUCUGUUUCGCUGCACAGAUUUCAGUGGAGAAGAAUCCCCUUCCAUCCUAAUGUCUCUAGAUCAGUUAAUAAUGCAACAUAGUUGAAUGGGUUGAGGAAAAAUGCAAUCACUGGUCUUAUGAGGGUUGGUUUCAGCUCAUGGCUAGAAAGUACAAUGGGAAGUUGUUUUUUAAUUAAUAUGAAGGUCACAUUUUUGUUUUGGUUGCUUCAAGUGCAAUGUUGUCAGAGUAGCAGACCACUGUUUUAAUUAUGAUCACAUAAUCAUGCCACUGAAAACUGUCUUCCAUGCCACCAUACACAUUGUACCUCCCUAUUCAAGAUCUAACAAUGACUACAUAGUGACUGCAUUAUAGAUGAAUGCUCAUCUGUAUGCCUGCAUGUCCCCAACCUUACUAGGCAUAUGUCCUUGUCGUGAUCAUCACUAGUCUUAAUGUAGUUCCUCCGGGGUCAUGUCGGGGUACAAAGGUCUUCAGUAGAAUAUUUCCCAUCGGUCUUCAUUCUUUUCCUGUGACAUACAGCACUCUGUCACACGACUGCCCCAGAGAGAAAUGGACAAAGUUAAACUUAUUUCCAACUUUAAAAUGUGUAGCUGGUAUCGUAUUAGCUGUCAGGGCUAAAUGUAAUUUGAAAAGCUUUCGCUGUAUCUGAAGGUCAGAUCCCCAAUUUCUUAAGACGAACAAUUGAAGUCAGUGACAGUUAAGGUUCACUUCUUGUUCAGUAAGAACCAACCAUACAGUUACGACUGGUAAUAUUUUUCCCGAUGUAAGAAUCGGCUACUUUUAAUCAGGAAUGAAAAAAUGGAAAUGAUUAUUUGAAAAUAUCUAAAUAAUUUGCUUGAUUGUUGACCUGCAGCAGUAACAUGAGGAUGUUGUUAUGUGUGAUUUCUUGUGUAGAGAAGAUGCUAUGUUUUUGUUCCACUAUUUUGUUUGCUUCUGCAGGAACUACAUGAACGACAGCCUGAGGACAAACGUGUUUGUGAGGUUCCAAGCUGAGACUAUUGCCUGUGCUUGCAUAUUCCUCGCUGCCCGUGCCCUGCA